GUCCCAGCCGCAAACGAUGAAGAAACCAACUUCUUCUCACCCCAUUUUAUGAUUUUACGUCCAAGACUCUCCCUUCAUUUUUAUGCUUGGGUGACUCACCUUUCCAAAUCUCGCCAGCACUCAAUCCAUAGUGGAAGAAAAAGUAAAAGAACGGGUCUUUCUCCUCCCAACUAAAUGUCCAUAAAUCACUUACAUCUCAUCAUUUUUAAUCUCUCUUUUAUUACUAAACUAUUACACAAGUACAUAGCCCCAUCUCCCCAACUCUCAUCGAUAUCUCCAACCUUAUAAAUUACAAGAAAACUACAGCCGUCCGUUACUAAACACUCAACAACAACACUUCUCAUCUCUUAGAUCCAUACAUAUGAAUUACUUCGAUAGCUAUCUUGUAAUCAUGGGGCUUUUGUUGUGAGCCUCUCUUUUAUUUUGAUUUUUUGAUUUUUGGGUUGUGAUUUUUUAACACCGAACAAGUGUAUGGGGCAGUCGUCUUCAACUCAGUCCGCUGCGUCGUCGUCUUCGCUUCGGUUGUCUCCGCCUCUUUUUCAUCGCUCUUGUUCCAUUUCUACCCCUAUGAAAGUGGAUAAUUCCGAUUCUGACCUUAUUUCGGAGCUUCCUGACGAGUGUAUUGCGCUGGUUUUUCAGUCUCUGAGCUCCGGCGACCGGAAAAGAUGCUCGCUUGUUUGUCAAAGGUGGUUGAGAGUGGAGGGGCAGAGUCGUCAUCGGCUGUCGUUGAACGCGCAGGCGGAGUUGAUUAGUUUUGUGCCGGCGUUGUUUUUGCGGUUCGAUUCGGUGACGAAGCUGGCGUUGCGGUGUGAUCGGAGAUCUAAGAGUGUGAAUGAUGAGGCGUUGACUUUGAUUUCGAUGAGGUGCCCCAAUUUGACCAGGCUGAAGCUUAGGGGGUGUCGAGAGUUGACCGAUGUGGGGAUGACGAAUUUCGCUAUGCACACCAAGUGUUUGAAGAAAUUCUCGUGUGGAUCUUGUAUGUUUGGGGCCAAAGGGAUGAAUGCGGUGCUUAAUCAUUGUUCGUUUCUCGAGGAAUUGUCGGUUAAGAGGCUGAGGGGGAUUAAUGAUGGGGGUGGUGCGGAGCCAAUUGGGCCUGGUGUGGCUGCGGGUUCGCUGAAAUCGAUUUGUUUGAAGGAGCUUUAUAAUGGGCAGUUUUUCGGUCCGUUGAUCGUGGGAUCGAAGAAUUUGAAGUCGUUGAAGUUGUUGAGGUGUUUGGGGGAUUGGGAUAGUUUGUUGGAAAUGGUUGCCAAUAAGAAGAAUAAUUUGGCUGAGGUUCAUUUGGAGAGGUUGCAAGUGAGUGAUAUUGGGCUUUCUGCAUUGUCAAAUUGUCCGGAAUUGGAGAUUUUGCAUAUUGUUAAGACGCCGGAUUGUACGAAUGUUGGGGUGGUUUCUGUGGCGGAGAAUUGUAAGUUGAUGAGGAAGCUUCAUAUUGACGGGUGGAGGACGAAUAGGAUUGGUGAUGAAGGGUUGCUUGCUAUUGCUAAGCAUAGUGCUAGGCUUCAGGAGUUGGUUCUUAUAGGCGUUAAUCCUAGUUCUGCUAGUUUGGAGGCUAUUGCUUCUAAUUGUCAGAAAUUGGAAAGGUUAGCACUUUGUGGUAGUGAGACUAUAGCUGAUGCUGAAAUUUCGUGUAUCGCUGCGAAAUGUGCUGCCUUAAAGAAGCUGUGUAUUAAGGGGUGUCCUGUGUCGGAUACGGGGAUUGAGGCUUUUGCUUGGGGUUGCCCCAAUUUAGUGAAAAUUAAGGUCAAGAAGUGUAGAGAUGUGACUAGUGAGGUUGCAGAUUGGCUGAGGGUGAGGAGGGGAUCUUUGAUGGUUAAUUUGGAUGUUUGUGAAGUUGAAGCUGAAGCGGUUGAUGCAAGUGCUAGUGAUAGUGGGGUACAAGAGGAGGUAGUGGAUUAUCAGCCGAUGCUCAGCGAAGAAAUUGUUGCUGGUGUUAAUAAUACUAGCGCUCCAUCGAGUAGCAACACAAGGGCAUCUUCAUCCAAGCCAAGAUUUGGCCUUUUUGGAGGUAGGAGUUUUGUGGCUUGUGCUUUAAGGAGAUGGUCUAAUCGUCAUAGUAGCUCCAACAGUAGCCCGUGAGUGAUAAACAGGAGUUGCAAUGUAUACAAAUGAUGAUAAAUGAACUAUAUUGGGGCAUCUUUGUUAUCCUAAUUGUAGGAUACAUAAAUAGAUGAUGCUGUAAUGAUAUGCAAGUCGGUAUAUUAAUGUUUUAGAUCUCUACAUCGUAUCUGGGAGCUCCAUGUCAUGUCAAUUGUACAUGUUCCUUGACAGCCAUACUGCUGUGUAGAUUACUCUGGCAUGAGAAGCAUAUAUCAAGUUACCCUAAAAUGAAGUUGCUUCUAGUAUGAAUAUGUUUGUGUGUGUGCGCGUGGUUGGGCUGGCGGUGGUGUAGGAAGAUGUGGUUUUCCUUCCUUCAGGUUGACAUGGGGAUGGUAUACUUAAUAUAAAUUUUGAAGGUCCUCUUCUGGUCCAUAUGCACUAUUGUGUUCUGUUUUAAGGAGCAAGAGUGUCUCGCACCUACCUUUUAGGUGUUGGCUCCAUAUCGUUGUUUGCAUGUGGUAAGGUUUUGGUAUCGACAUAUGACCCUAAGCCCAAGUUUUGUUACUUGUAGGUAAUGAUAUGGGCUGGAAAAUAAAGUAUAACAUGUAUUGGUGUUUUUUGUGUGAAUUAUAAUUUUUAUGUUACACAGGGAACAAAUAGCUAUUUUUCUUUUUAAGUUGUACUUUGUUUUUUCUCUUUGUUUGGGUCGGCUUUUUUUGUUUUGUUGUUUUUUGUAACAUCCCAUUUGGGGGUUGGAAUGGUGUAUUUGUAAGGUGCUUGCUCGAUUAAGACAGCUGCUUUU
Molecule: messenger RNA, 2839 nt
Organism: Daucus carota subsp. sativus
Lineage: Eukaryota; Viridiplantae; Streptophyta; Magnoliopsida; Apiales; Apiaceae
Product: F-box protein SKIP2
Exons: 2
Coding region: 472-2076 (534 amino acids)
Biological process (GO): SCF-dependent proteasomal ubiquitin-dependent protein catabolic process
Cellular component (GO): SCF ubiquitin ligase complex
Molecular function (GO): protein binding
Source: RefSeq, a predicted model, not a curated record